Molecule: messenger RNA, 717 nt
Organism: Salvia hispanica
Lineage: Eukaryota; Viridiplantae; Streptophyta; Magnoliopsida; Lamiales; Lamiaceae
Source: RefSeq, a predicted model, not a curated record
AUGUCGACCAAGAUCAUUCCCUCGUUAUCGAUUCUGAAGGGGCUAUUGGGAUCCAAUGAUGAUGUAGCUCGGCUUUUGAAGAAAUGCUCAUGGUUUGUGACUGCUGAUUUGGAGAAAACCUUGAUGCCCAAUGUGGAGACCUUGAAGAGCUGUGGUAUACCGAUGGAGCGCGUUCUUCACUUCCUCCACACUCACCCGAGGGGCUUCUUGGUGAGGUCGGACAUCGUGAGGAAAUCUGUGGGCAAGGCUGUGACAUUCGGUGUCCCACACACUUCGUUGGCAUUUAUCCGAGCUGUCAUUGUGUUCAAUCACACGAGCGAAGGGAUGUGGGAAGCCAAGCUGCAGACUCUCCGCAGAUUAGGAUUUGGGGAUCAUGACAUACGCACGAUUUUUAGGAAGCAGGCACAGGUUUUCUCAGCAUCGGGGAAGAAAAUGAGGGAGGUGAUAGAGUUUCUGCUUGCUACCGGGAAGUACGAUACAUCCAGUAUUGUGGCCUCUCCGUCAGCACUUGUGUGCAGUAUCGAGAAGAGGCUUGAGCCGCGGAUGCAGAUUCUGAUGCUUUUGGAGAGUCGGGAUCUGAUUAAGAAGUGGCCGUGUCUUGCAGUCGUUUCUACGUUGACAGAUGCUAGAUUUUUUUACAGAUUCGUUCGGCCUCAUUAUGAUUUGAUUGAUGAUGAACACAUCACGAAGCUAUUUGUUGAAAGCAUAAAGAAAUGA